Messenger RNA from Ascochyta rabiei, 813 nucleotides. RefSeq lists its product as uncharacterized. Gene Ontology annotation, molecular function: 1-alkyl-2-acetylglycerophosphocholine esterase activity. The transcript has a single exon. The record is from RefSeq and is a predicted model, not a curated record. NCBI's taxonomy places the organism in Eukaryota, Fungi, Ascomycota, Dothideomycetes, Pleosporales, Didymellaceae. Bases 1 to 813 code for a protein of 270 amino acids.
AUGAUUUCACCGAAAAUCUUCUGCAUCUUCUUGGUCGCAUCACAGGCUACCUCAACUGCUGCUAAUGCCAUACUUCCCAUCGUCGGAACCCACAACUUCGAUAUCGCCGUUUCGUUCGCAUCGUUGACCGACACUGAACGUCUUGACCCCUUCGCCAAGGACGGACGGUCUCGAAGGGUUAUGCUAUCUCUUUUUACGCCUGUUGCCAACUGUCGUCACAAGCGUCUCGAGCCGUACAUGUGGCCAGCAACUGCAGCUUUUGAGAACGACAAAUUCGCCGCCUAUGGUCUGCCGAACGGUUCCUUCUCCGCUUUGACGCUCGAGACUUGCAACGAAACAAAGCCUCCAGGUUGUUCGUCACGUGAACAGUAUCUUCCGCUUGUGCUUUUCUCUGGUAGCCUGGCCAUCUCACGCUUGAUUUACAGUGGCAUGCUGCAAUCGAUCACCGCGGCUGGAUACCUGGUAGUCUCGAUAGGCCAUCCCUACGAAACUGAUUUCGUCGAGUUUCCAGAAGGCAGUAUUGUCAACGGCGUCGAUAUCGAGAGCGACGCGGACGUUGAACUGGCGCUUACUACCCGUGUGGCGGACAUCGCCUUCGUACACCGACAGAUGGGCAACAGCUCUUUUGUGAAUACAGUGUUGCCGGGUUCUGGGCUUGGAAAUGGAUGUCUCACUCGAAAGACAGCAGUUCUGGGCCAUUCACUUGGAGGCGCUUCCGCCGCUGCGGCAAUGUUGGCCAUCCCGUCUAUUCGCUGUGGUGUAAAUCUCGACGGCUCCAUGUUCGGAUCCGUGGUCACAUCUGGUCUGAACUGA